This is a messenger RNA of Entelurus aequoreus (snake pipefish), 2885 nucleotides long. RefSeq lists its product as uncharacterized. Lineage: Eukaryota; Metazoa; Chordata; Actinopteri; Syngnathiformes; Syngnathidae. The record is from RefSeq and is a predicted model, not a curated record. The transcript has 5 exons. Gene Ontology annotation, molecular function: ubiquitin-protein transferase activity. Bases 100 to 2298 code for a protein of 732 amino acids.
GCAGUUUAGAAGUUAAUUCGGCUCUAUUUCCAACAAAAACGUUCCCUCCCCCAUAAUCUCCCGUUGCUCAGCAGUUUUGCUCCCUUUUAUUAAAAAAAGAUGGCUGCAGUAGAUUUAUUCAUGUUCCUUCAAAUGCGGAAUAUACCUGAAAGUGUCAUCAACAAACUAAAAGAAGACAAGAUCGACACCAAUGUCAUAGGCAUUAUGACAGAUAAGGAGUUAAGCAAGUAUAUCGAAAGAUAUGGGGAUCGACUUGCGCUCAGAGCAUUUUGCCGUCAAAGAACUGUGACAAACGAAGAGUCGGGAGGAGCAGAGACAGUGAAGUCCUCCCUCAUGCAGAAAUUAAGAGACAGGUUAAGAACUCCUAACACUGGCAUACAAGGCACCGCUACUGGCCAAAAAAAUGCAGCCAAAAUCACCCGGCGGGUUGAAAUGGGAUGGCUCCACUUUGAGAGUGGAAUGUAUCACCAGGUUAGAACGAGAAAAGGAGGAGGAACACGGAAUCUGUCCGUCCAGAAAUCAGUGACUAUGGGUGAACUGUUGGAGACAGGCAAAUGCUUGUUUUUUGCAAAUGGGCAUUCAUCAAAAGGACUGAUGGAAGACUUCGAGUUUGACAUUUGUGAUUACAGUCACAGUCCUGUGCCCCGGGAAGUCACGGUGGGCCAGCUGUACGAACAGACUAAACUAAAAAUGCUACGCAUCUACACAGCCACCAAGUCUAACAAGAUUAUACUUCUCUCUGAUGAAUCAUCGGACUUCGAGCCAACACAGAAAAGGCCACUGAAGGCUAGGACAAUGAAGACACGAUCCUUGAGGAACAAGACCAGGAGACUCAAUCAAGUGGAUCAUCCAGAGAGCUCCUCUGAUUUAGAUCUGGCUCCCAGUGGCUCAAUGCAGCAAAACCAUGAACAAAGAGGAGAGACAAUCAGCCAUUCAAGAUCAGCAACUCCUGAGAUGGGUAACACAGAGCUCCUGCAUCCACGACCUACUGAGGAUGUUGGCAGUCAUACUCAGCAGUCAACAAGAAGGCAUGGAUCUGAAGAUGACUGUUUAACGCCUGUGCCAAAUCAAGAUGCAGACCUGUUGUUAAGUGAUGUCUCAGAUUCCGCUCUUAAUCCUGCCAUUCCACAAUCUCUUGAGGACUCUGAAGUGAAGUUUGGACCCACUGUUGGUGAUGAUAGUGAUACUCAAGACACCACUCUUCCCUGGAAUCCAGAUGACUUGAGCAGCAUGCAGCAUUCUACAAUCAAUGAUGGUCCUGUAUCAUCAAGCAGUCUUCCAGCAUCACCAGAUCCAUUUGACCAAGAAAUCCUUAUUUUGAAAUUAAGACGAGUAAACAUAGUUGAUGAUGUCCUUAAUGUCUUCAUGGAUCCAAAAGUACUGAAUGCUAGUCUAAGAAUGGAGUUUACAAAUGAGAAAGCUAUGGACAGUGAUGGUGUGUCAAGAGAGGCGUACUCUGCAUUCUGGGACCACUUCUUGGACCAGUGUGAGGGGGAAGAUGAACGAGUACCCAGGCUACGACCAGACUAUUCUGAGAAGAAAUGGCAAGCUCUCGGAAGAGUGUGGUUGAAAGGAUACCUGGACCACAAAAUCCUACCAAUCAGACUGUCACCAGCCUUUGUUCUUGCUUGUUGUAAAGGAGUUAGCUCAGUGGAUGAAGAACUAUUGAUGAUGUCAUUUGCCAGAUUUCUUUCAGAGAAUGAGCGUGUGUCGCUUGAAAAAGCACUACAGGGUACCAUUGAUGAAACUGUUGAGGAGGACUUACUUGAUGUCUUCUCCAGAAUGGGCUCACACUGCCUUCCCCCUAAAAACAAUUUACGGGCUGCUAUUUUAACAAUGGCACACAAAGCUCUUCUUCAAGAGCCAAAGUUCAUAAUUGAUUGUUUCCACUCCAGUGUUCAUAAUGCUAUGCCAAUGCUCAUAACCAAAGACAACAUAAUGGAGAUAUAUGAAUCUAAGAGGCCAACUAACAAGAAAGUGGCCCAGAUGAUAAAACCAUCAUUUGAAAGCCUAAAUCCACAAGAGCAGACUGCUCUUAACCACCUGCUACGGUAUGUGAGAAGCAUCGACCAAAGAAAAUUGGAGAUCUUCUUACGCUUCUGCACAGGAUCUACUGUGCUGUGCAAAGACACAAUUGAAGUAAUUUUUAACACAUUGUGUGGUUUAAGUCGCAGGCCUGUAGCACACACGUGUGGAGCAGUUCUUGAGUUACCAUGCACUUACAGCACAUACCCUGAGUUUCGCAAAGAAUUUGAUAAUGUCUUGUCUGGCGACUGCUUCACAAUGGAUAUUGUGUAGUGAAUGGAAAGCACAUCUAUCUUCUACACUGAGGUUAUUAUGGCAUUUGUCUGAUGCAAAACUGUUUCUACAGAUUUCCAUUUAUUGUUCUUAUUAAAACAGAGACCGUUUACAUUUCUUAAAUUGUUUUAUUUUCUUAUUUUUUCUGUAAAUUGUUAGUACAUUGAGAUUCAAUUUUUUUCCACAAGACAGUUUAAGUUUAAUAAUUUUGAUAAGUCAGCAGGGUCUGUUCUCAUAGGUGAAAGUCCCUUUUUGUACAAAUAUUACAUUUUCUCAUGUGCAUCUUUUAUACAAUUGUGACUCUGAAUGAUGUUCAGAAUUUUUGUCAUCAUUCAACAAAGAAAUUCCUGUUCAAUGCAAGUACAAUACAUUUCAUAUGGUUGUUAAGUUCUGUUGAUUUCCUCUUUCAUGUCCUGCUUUGUUUCUCUUUGUAGUCAGUGUGGAUAUAGUGACAUAUCAAUCCUAUUUGCACCUCAGUUUUGCUGCAAAAUGUUCUUAAUGUUUGUGGCAUAGCACUGUUCAAGUGUAGUCAGUGUGGACAUGUUGUAGCCCUGAAUAAUCUGAAUAAAAUUUAAUCUCAAAUUAGA